Paramuricea clavata is the source of this 20182-nucleotide messenger RNA. The record is from the annotation of a GenBank genome assembly. NCBI's taxonomy places the organism in Eukaryota, Metazoa, Cnidaria, Anthozoa, Malacalcyonacea, Plexauridae.
CCACCUUUGAAUUUACUAUAUGAGUAAAUUGUCAAACACGUCCGAAUUUAUCAAUAUAGUAAAUUCGCGACACAUGUUGAGCCCUAACACUAAUCUUAAUCUAACCCUAACCCUAACCUAAUCUUUUUUUUUUAAAUCUCAUUAAAAAUCAUUACCAUUAUCGUCGACACCAUGAUCAUUACCACCACCAUCGUACUAUCAUCACUCAACACGUUCAUCAUCACCAUCGCACCUAAAUCACCAUCAAUCAUUCAAGCAAAUAUUUUUUCCUAUCAUAUAGAUGACCCUAACUGAUGUUGCCAAGACGAAAGGUUAUGGAAAAUUCGUUCAACUCUUAACUGUAAGCGUGCUGUAAACAUAUAAAAAAAUGUUUUGUAUUGUCUAAAGCAAGCCUAUGAAUGCCAGGAUUAUAAGGAUUUUUAUAGAUGCAAAUUUCCAGCGGAAGAUUGUGUACAAUUUUGGACCAAACUAGGAGGAGUUGCAACGUAUGCAACUAUAGGCUACUGAGGGCUGUUGUUGAGCUAUAAAUACGACCUAUAUACUGUAUACCUUCAAUAAUGAAUUGUGAAUUGUGAAUGGAAAGAAAUUUUGUAAAAUGUGAUUGGCCGACACAAAUUUUCCGUCGGAAAAAAGUUCGAAGUAAAAGAAAAUGUUGAAGUUGAAAAUUUUCAACUUUUAACAAUGAUAUUUUCAGAAACUUUUCUGUCCGUGGAAAUUUUUCUUGAGUGAUAUUGGGCCUUAACAAGGGCCUAUACAUUGCAUUUCUUUAUACUAAAUAGGUUUACUAUUUCCAAAGGUUCAGACAACUGCAGCAUACUGUAUUUCGUGAAUUGAACCCCAUGAAUGAACCUAUGUUCCGUGUAAGAUCGAUUAGCUCCAUUUGACUUUGAUCUUAUCAUUGUGUUAAGGAUGCUGAUAUGUUGGAUAUUGCAUCAAAUAUUUAUUAUCGACCGCAUACGACGUUCUGGCCAAGUGACGAAGCAUUUUCUCGUCUACCAGCGGACAUCCAAGGACAACUGUCUCACAAGGAUUAUGCAAGAGAUAUCAUUAACUAUCACAUCAUUGAAAAAACAAAGGUAUGCAUCGGCCUCGUUUACACGGAAACGGAUAGUUCUCCGUAGCGACGUGAAAAAAUACUUAUCCGUACCUUUUAGGAACGUUAUUUUCAGAGGAAUUAUUGCAACGGAGAGAUAUUGUUUCGCUCAGCUUCUGAAAGUUGUACAUUCCGCAUUGAAUAGGUGAUUUUUAGCGCGAAGCUCGGAAAGCUAUUUAUCUUGACAAACUAACAAACUCACUACGCCAAACCACAGAAUAAAGAUCCAUAUACAGAAGGGCCGCUUGCGUCGGAAUCUUUGAAGUUUCCGUCCUCGCGCAUGUCGCAUUACGCAUGUUGGCCGCCAUUUUCCUAGCCAGUCAAUGACAUUUUUUGGCCAAUAAACACGCUGUACUGGCUGGCUGCUCCGCCUUCUGGCCAGUAAACUGCAUAUUUUUGCGUAAAAAAACGCGGACACGUUGCACCGCUGAGUGGCCCUUCUGUUACUGAUCUUUAUUCUGUGGCCAAACUUUGUUUGGGCACUGCAAUUGUUAGAUCAUUUUUAAAGUCGAUUUAGACUACACAACUUUUGCCUAAAACUGUCGCAUGCAACCUGCUUACAACUUGAGUUGUACUGUGUUAAUCAAGCACACAACUCACAAACGACAACGUAAGCAAGUUGUGUACUUGAUUUACACAGUACAACUCAAGUUGUAAGCAGGUUUGCAUGCGACAAUUUUGGGCAAAAGUUGUGUAGUCUAAAUGGCCUGUAGGAUAGGGUAAACCUGGGCUUAUUGUGGUUCAUUAGCUCAACUUCACAUGAUAUUGUUUUCAGAUUACUACAAAAGACAUUCUUAGCUAUGCUGGCGGACUGUCAAGACGUACUCGUGAAGGCUCGCCAUUGUACAUUUCAUGCAAAGGACACAAGGUAUUGUGAGCGAUGUUAUUUUAGCAGGGAUUCUCAAACUCUUUUAACUUGUCAAUAACAACAUGAAAACACACAAGUUACGACCGAGGUUAUGACUGAAAACGAAUAUAAAACUAUGUAGUAAAGCCAAAAAGUUCAUACAUGUCGCACAUAUCUUAUACCAAACGACCGACAGUUAUCUGUUUUCUUGGCGUUAUCCCGAGUUAGCAUGCAAAACUAAAUAUAUUUGCAUUUCUAAGCAAGAAAACACAACAUAUAUUUGAUGUUUCGACGAGACUAAAUUAAAAACUUUUUGUGCGUGUUUUUUUUGGAGAUGCGCCUGCGAAAACAUGUACGCGCAUGUCAAUUCAUUAAUCUUGCAGAGUGUGAAAAACUUUGGCCGCACGAAAUAAAACCGUGAUUAUUUCCAAAACGAGUUCGGUAAGGUACCCUGAAAAUUUGUACAUGAGUAGAUACAUACUUCAAGAUUCCACGAUGGAAAAAUAAAAAAAAAAUUGAAAAAAAAAAAUCGAAAUUUAAUUCUAAAGAAUUGAGUUUGAGUCGACAGAUUUUUUUUAAACUUCCCAGAAAUGUUUCUCGACACUAACAUAACUGAUUUAUUAAAAAAAAAUUGGGGUCUCCGAACUCAUUUUUGAAAAAAACUUGAAAGGCUGCGAUAUUUUCGGCUAUUUAUUGUUACCAUUAUUCGUUAUAGUUGUCAUGGAAACGCGACUUUUAUCAUAUCCUUCUUGUUUGCGACACGUCUUACUAUGUGUUACAAUUAUAAGUAAAACUUAACCUUGUAAAAGCAUUUAAACAGAAAAUAUUCAACUUUAGCUUCUUUGGCUAAAAGUGUAUUGAGCCACCUUAAACUUGAGUAGCAAAACAUGUAUGAUACAUAGAUAUCUUAUAUACACUAGAUAGUGCAUCUAAUUAUUCUGCAAUUGAAAAAUUGAAGCCGUGAUUGCAGACUCGGGAUAUUCCCAUGAAAUGAGAAGACUCGUAUGUUUUCUAUUUCUUAAACAUUAAGUUAAACCUGUUCCAAAUACAUUUUCAAACUAUUCAAAUGAUGAAAGUUAUUGUUGUUUUUUAAGCAUUUAUUAGCGAGUGGGAAACUCCAACAUGGCCGCCAUCUAUAUUCAAAUGGGGGUAACCGCUGGAAUAUUCUUGGCUUCAAUUUUACUAAAAGAGAUGCGCUAUCUAGUUUAUAUGGUCUGAUAUUAAACCUGGUUGCAUGAAGACACUAGACUGGAGUAUUGAAACGUUGGAUCGUGAAUGUAAUUCGUUCAGGGAUUACAAUCAUUUACUUAAACCAGAGUAGCAAAACAUGUCUGAUAUUAUACCUGGUUGCAUGAAGACACUAGACUGGAGUGUUGAAACGUUGGAUCGUGAAUGUAAUUUGUUCAGGAAUUACAUUCAUUUACUUCAACCAGAGUAGCAAAACAUGUCUGAUAUUAAACCUGGUUGCAUGAAGACACUAGAUUGGAGUUUUGAAACGUUGGAUCGUGAAUGUAAUUUGUUCAGGGAUUACAUUCAUUUACUUAAACAGAGUAGCAAAACAUGUUUGAUAUUAUACCUGGUUGCAUGAAGACACUAGACUGGAGUAUUGAAACGUUGGAUCGUGAAUGUAAUUUGUUCAGGGAUUACAUUCAUUUACUUAAACAGAGUAGCAAAACAUGUCUGAUAUUAUACCUGGUUGCAUGAAGACACUAGACUGGAGUGUUGAAACGUUGGAUCGUGAAUGUAAUUUGUUCAGGAAUUACAUUCAUUUACUUCAACCAGAGUAGCAAAACAUGUCUGAUAUUAUACCUGGUUGCAUGAAGACACUGGACUGGAGUGUUGAAACGUUGGAUCGUGAAUGUAAUUUGUUCAGGAAUUACAUUCAUUUACUUCAACCAGAGUAGCAAAACAUGUCUGAUAUUAAACCUGGUUGCAUGAAGACACUAGAUUGGAGUGUUGAAACGUUGGAUCGUGAAUGUAAUUUGUUCAGGGAUUACAUUCAUUUACUUAAACAGAGUAGCAAAACAUGUUUGAUAUUAUACCUGGUUGCAUGAAGACACUAGACUGGAGUAUUGAAACGUUGGAUCGUGAAUGUAAUUUGUUCAGGGAUUACAUUCAUUUACUUAAACAGAGUAGCAAAACAUGUCUGAUAUUAAACCUGGUUGCAUGAAGACACUAGACUGGAGUAUUGAAACGUUGGAUCGUGAAUGUGAUUUGUUCAGGGAUUACAUUUAUUUACUUAAACCAGAGUAGCAAAACAUGUCUGAUAUUAUACCUGGUUGCCGUUAUAAAAGUUAAAAUUUUUUAUCAUUUCUUUAGGGCGAUUUAUAUGUGAACGAUCGAAGUAAGAUAAUUGAACGCGAUAUUGGGUAUCAGGGGGGUAUUGCGUUUGGAGUUUCUGAAGUCCUUCUACCCCCUGGCGUCGCUGGACGAUGUGACGAAAUCAAAUAUGAGCAAGUGAAUGUAAGGUUUAUAUAUUUUAGAGUAAUAAGGGAGCUAUCCAUAUAGUAUGUAGAACUGAUAGAACUAUCCAGUAUCAAUAAAGUUAGUUUAGUUUAGGUUUCUUCCUGUAGUAACACUGGAUCCGUAAGAUAUGAUCCUUACUGGACCUGUAGAAAGAACAGUUUAGAACUGAUAGAGCUAUCCACUAUAAAUAAAGUUAGUUUAGUUUAGUUUAGGUUUCCUCCUGUAGUAACACCGGAUCAAUAAGACAUGAUCCUUACUGGACCUCUAGGAAGAACAGUUUAGAACUGAUAGAGCUAUCCAGUAUAAAUAAAGUUAGUUUAGUUUAGGUUUCCUCCUGUAGUAACACUGGAUCAAUAAGAGAUGAUCCUUACUGGACCUCUAGGAAGAACAGUUUAGAACUGAUAGAGUUAUCGAGUAUAAAUAAAGUUACUUUAGUUUAGGUUUCCUCCUGUAGUAACACUGGAUGAAUAAGAGAUGAUCCUUACUGGACCUCUAAAAAGAACAGUUUAGAACUGAUAGAGGUAUCCAGUAUAAAUAAAGUUAGUUUAGUUUAGGUUUCCUCCUGUAGUAACACUGGAUCAAUAAGAGAUGAUCCUUACUGGACCUCUAGGAAGAACAGCUUAGAACUGAUAGAGCUAUCCAGUAUAAAUAAAGUUAGUUUAGUUUAGGUUUCCUCCUGUAGUAACACUGGAUCAAUAAGAGAUGAUCCUUACUGGACCGCUAGGAAGAACAGUUUAGAACUGAUAGAGCUAUCCAGUAUAAAUAAAGUUAGUUUAGCUUAGGUUUCCUCCUGUAGUAACACUGGAUCAAUAAGAGAUGAUCCUUACUGGACCUCUAGGAAGAACAGUUUAGAACUGAUAGAGCUAUCCAGUAUAAAUAAAGUUAGUUUAGUUUAGGUUUCCUCCUAUAGUAACACUGGAUCAAUAAGAGAUGAUCCUUACUGGACCUCUAAGAAGAACAGUUUAGAACUGAAAGAGCUAUCUAGUAUAAAUAAAGUUAGUUUAGUUUUCCUCCUGUAGUAACACUGGAUCAAUAAGAGAUGAUCCUUACUGGACCUCUAGGAAGAACAGUUUAGAACUGAUAGAGCUAUCCAGUAUAAAUAAAGUUAGUUUAGUUUCUUCCUAUAGUAACACUGGAUCAGUAAGAGUUGAUCCUUACUGGACCUCUAGGAAGAACAGUUUAGAACUGAUAGAGCUAUCCAGUAUAAAUAAAAUUAGUUUAGUUUAGGUUUCCUUCUGUAGUAACACUGGAUCAAUAAGAGAUGAUCCUUACUGGACCUCUAGGAAGAACAGUUUGGAACUGAUAGAGCUAUCCAGUAUAAAUAAAGUUAGUUUAGUUUAGGUUUCCUCCUGUAGCAACACUGGAUGAAUAAGAGAUGAUACUUACUGGACCGCUAGGAAGAACAGUUUAGAACUGAUAGAGCUAUCCAGUAUAAAUGAACAUACUGUUCUUAUAUCACAGGGCUCCUGUACGGCAUGUGGAGACAACGGAUUUUGUCCGGCCGACGCUAUUGUAGAGGUAAAUCAGAUGUUUUCUUGUAGCAAAAAUUGUUUGAUGUUGGUUACAUGAAGACACUAGACUGGAGUGUUGGAACGUUGGGUCAUGAAUGUAAUUUGAAGGAGGAUGCAUUUACCUACGAGGUUGAACAUGGCCGACAAUUUCUUGCUCUCUGUUUAGAGUGUGGAUAAAAACUCAUCGUGUGUGUAUCAAGGGCAGUAUAUUGGAUGUUUAUCUCGCUGUCUCAAACGAACAAAAGUCCAGAAAUGUUGCAACAAUUUCUAUGGUGCAGAUUGUCGGGGUACAUUAUGUAUUCAUUUUUAAAUCAAUGGUGUUUCUUGCAAACUGAUUAACUUUUAGAAGUGCGACUAAUUUCAACCAGAAGGCUUAGUUCAGACACAAACCACGACAGCUUAUUGUAGAAUACUACCUACACUUGACCACCACGUUUGAGAUAUCUUUUUCAGGUAGUUCAGACACAAACCACGACAGCUUAUUGUAGAAUACUACCUACACUGGACAACCACGUUUGAGAUAUAUUUUUCAGGUAGUUCAGGCACAAACCACGACAGCUUAUUGUAGAAUACUACCUACACUGGACCACCACGUUUGAGAUAUCUUUUUCAGGUAGUUCAGACACAAACCACGGCAGCUUAUUGCAUGUAGAAUAUUACCUACACUGGACCACCACGUUUGAGAUAUCUUUUUCAGGUAGUUCAGACACAAACCCCGGCAGCUUAUUGCAUGUAGAAUAUUACCUACACUGGACCACCAAGUUCAAACACAAACCACGGCAGCUUAUUGUAGAAUACUAUACCUGCACUGGACCACCACGUUUGAGAUAUCUUUUCAGGUAGUUCAGACACAAACCACGACAAGCUUACUAAACAAUAAUUGUGUUAUAAUAUUUUAAUCAGCGUGUCCAGGUGGCUUUAAUCCUUGCAGUGGUCGUGGUUUGUGCGCUGACGGUAUUUCUGGAAUUGGCAACUGCACUUGUGUUGAACCAUUCAUUGGAUGGAAUUGUGACAUUUGCAGGAAUGACAGUCAUAAUUGUAGUAAGUUUUCAUUUUCACUACCUGGGUAUCUUUGUUUCAAACACCUCGUCGAUGGACAAACAAGAAAAGAUUGUUUCCAAGUGAUGGUUGAUGUUGAUGAUUAGGUGAUCGAUUGAUUAUUAAGGUCGAUUGAUUGAUUUUUGAUUAAUUAAUCAAAUCAUUUUUGAUCGAUUUUUUUUUAGUCGAUUGAUUGAUUUUUGAUUGAUUGAUCAAUCAUUAGUGAAUGGUUGAAUUGAUUAUUGGUUGAUUAUUUGUUGAUUAUUGAUUGAUUAGUGGUUGGUUAUGGAUUGGUUAUUGGUAGAUUAUUGAUUAUUAUUGAUUGAUUAGUGCUUGAUUACUGAUUGAUUACUAAUGCUUUUUUAAUUAAUUAUUAAUUCUUUAUUGGUUUAUUAUUGGUUGAUUAUUGAUUUUCAUAUUGGUUGAUUAUUGAUUGUUGAUUAUUUAUUAAGGGCUUCGCUGGGCAAGUGGUUAGCGCACUUGCCUUUCACCUCUGAGGCCGCAGGAUCAAAUCUCAGUGAGAACUUCUCAAUGCGACUCGAACCCAGUCCUCAUGUGGAAAGAGUAAAAGUCAACGUUCCGCCGAAAGUUGUGGGUUUUCCCCGGGUACUCCGGUUCCCUCCCACAGGGAAAGUUGACAGGGUGGGUUAGGUAAAAAGGGCCCACAGUAAUGCAUAUAUGCUGUUGUGGUGACCCUGCCCUAGUUGGCAAAGCUAAAUAAAUAAAUGAAUCAUUGAUUGAUUAUUGGUUGAUUAUUUGAUAGACUAUUGAUUAAUUAUUGAUUGUUCCUCAUUGUAGGUAUAAUUGUUCCAAGAAUUUGCACAAGUCGGUAUAAUCCCUGUUCAAUAUUUGCGACAUGUGAUGCAAGGAGAACGCCAUUAUGUCAGUGUUUCUCGGGCUACGAGGGUGAUGGAUAUUAUUGUCAGGAAAUUGAUAAAUGUCAAAAAAAACAUGGAGGAUGCAGCAAGCAUGCGAUCUGCAGAUACACUGGACCAGUAAGUAAAAAUAUAUCACAUACACGGACAAAACGCUGAAAAUGUGUUGAAAAACAAGUCGACUAGAACAGCUUGGAACUGAUCGAGUUAGUCAGUAUACAUAAUUAAAUUAAAUUACUUUAGUUUAGAUCUCUUUAUGUAGUAACACUGGAUCAAUAAUAGAUCAUCCUUACUGGACCUGCAGAGAGAACAGUUUAGAACUGAUAGAGAUAUCCAGUAUGAAUAAAGUUAGUUUAGUUUAGGUUUCCUUCUGUAGUAACACUGGAUCAAUAAGAGAUGAUCCUUACUGGAUCUCUAGGGUGAACAGUUUAGAACUGAUAGAGCUAUCCAGUAUAAAUAAAGUUAGUUUUGUUUAGGUUUCCUCCUGUAGUAACACUAGAUCAAUAAGAGAUGAUGCUGACUGGACCUCUAGGAUGAACAGUUUAGAACUGAUAGAGCUAUCCAGUAUAAAUAAAGUUAGUUUAGUUUAGGUUUCCUUCUGUAGUAACACUGGAUCAAUAAGAGAUGAAUCUGACUGGACCUCUAGGAAGAACGGUUUAGAACUGAUAGAGCUAUCCAGUAUAAAUAAAGUUAGUUUAGUUUAGGUUUCCUCCUGUAAUAACACUGGAUCAAUAACAGAUGAUCCUUACUGGACCUCUAUGAAGGAAAGUGUAAAGCUUAUCCAGUAUAAAUAAAGCCAGUUUAAUAUGGACUCUAAUUAGCUCGUCUUAUGCAUUCAUAUUUAGAAUUCAGCUUCCUGUGAAUGUCGUUCCGGUUACGUCGGUGAUGGCCAUACAUGUACAGCGUUAUCUCCCUCACAUCCAUGCGUGAUAAACAAUGGGAACUGCCAUACACAUGCGCAGUGCACUGAUAAAGGUAACCUUGAAUCGUCUCCACGCAGGAAAUACUUGACGGAUUCAACACAUCAAAUUUGUUCAUUUAUCUUGUUAGAUGGCGCUGCUCAUUGUCGUUGUCGGCAGAAUUUUGUUGGUACCGGAAUAUUCUGUGCAGGAACUGUGAAAGAUGUAAGUCUGACUUUUUAUUUUUCAAUAUAUCUUUCAAUUUUUCUUUAAAAGUUAAUGUAGUAAGUAAUUAUUUAAGUACUAUUUAAAACAUGAACAGCAGUGUUUUACCUGAUAGAAAGAUACGAGGCGAAGCCAAGUAUCUUUAGGUUUGAUAAAACACGCACUGCGAAUGUUUUAAUCGAUCUAGUAAGUUCAUUGGCGAAGUAAUUUUCAAAAAAUACGUUGUGUAAGUCGAGAAAAUCAAAGUUAAAGUUUAUGUAAAUCAAGGGAAAUUUCUAUCACAUAUAAAGAUACGACACGCUUAUGAUUUUUCUUUGUGUUUUCUUCAUGAAUUAUUAAUAAAGUUAAGAUAUCCUAUAGUGGUGCAAGUCUUUUCAAUUCCUUUCAAUUCCUUUACUUGAAAAUUAUACGGUGUCAUCUUUUGCAAAUAAAACUUAAAGAUGCUUGUGAUGUUACUCUGAAUGUAUAUCCACACCGGGCAGGCUUGAAAAAUAUGCCUGGCCACGGUGCGAAUCGCACCUACGACCUUUGGAAUACUAGAACAAUGCUCUGCCAACUGAGCUACGCGGUUAGGUCGGUUCGAGUAUGUGAUAUUUCGGAACUGAGUUUAGUUCCUUCGAUAUCAAUGUAAUCUAGCAAUCAUGAUAUUUUCUGUGUUGGUGCAAUGUACUCAGGUGAAUAAGAUGCUUGUGAUGUUACUCUGAGUGUAUAUCCACACCGGGCAGGCUCGAAAUAUAUGCCUGGGCACGGUGGGAAUCGAACCUACGACCUUUGGAAUACUAUUGACAAACAGGAAAUUUUUUCGUCUAAAUUAUUUCUGAGCAUACCGACGCUCUGUUUGAAAAUCAAUUAAUAUCGUAUUUUUGUUUUUAGGUCAUAUAUGACAUGGAAGAACUGAGUGAGUUUUCCAAGGUAAUGUUCUUCUUCGUAACUUUCUAAGACACGCCCUGUUAUGGGGAAAUAUUUGAGAUAUGAUCUCGAACGAUCUUUGCAAGCAGUGCUUAAUAUAUAGGCGUACGUACGUGCGAUUGUACGCCGAAAUUACCUAGUUGGCGUACGCCAAUAAUUUCAGACAGGUACGCACCGUUAACCCUUUCUGUUUGCUGUAAAAUCCUUCAGACAAUAGAGAGUUUUAGCUUGACGUUUACGGCAAACGUCAAACCGCUAACGAAGUUUUUGAUUUUGCAAGUCUAUUAUAACAGCUUUUACACCAGUUUUGAAAUAUAAACAUGUAUUAAACUUGUGCUCUUUAGCAAUGAUUUAAAAGAAAGCAAAUUAACCACUAGUCACGUAUUCGCGAAAGCAGUAAAUUAUGAUUUGGCGUUUGAAGUUUACGUUUGGCGUAUAAAUUUCAUGCUUUAACGACUAUACAAGCCCUCAUAGCAGUUCAAGCAUGAAAUUUAUACGCCAAACGUAAACUUCAAACGCCAAAUCAUAAUUUACUGCUUUCGCGAAUACGUGUCUAGUGGUUAAUUUGCUUUCUUUUAAAUCAUUGCUAAAGAGCACAAAUUUAAUAAUUGUUUAUAUUUCAAAACUGGUGUAAAAGCUGUUAUAAUAGAGUUGUAAAAUCAAAAACUUUGUUAGCGGUUUGACGUUUGCAGUAAACGUCAAGUUAAAACUCUCUAAUGAACAAACAUCCGCCUCUAAUCCCUGAUUCUGAAAUAUCCAUAUAUUUAUAACCAUGAAACAUUGAUCUAGAAACAUCGAGUUCACUGCCUGAAUCCCGGUCUGCUAUGUUUGUUUACAUCGUUCAAAUCUAGCAUUUCAAACGCAUUUCUAUACGGGAAUUUUAUACGAAAACUAGUAUACAAAAUCGUGCGUCAACAUCGAUUAAACGUACGGCAACUUAAUACAGAGCGUACGGCAUUUCUGCAUGAUUUAUUUUUUCUGCCUAUUGAGCGUUACGAUGUGAUUACUUUUAUUGUUUUUACAGAAUUUGAAAAGGUUAUCCUGGGGUGUUGAGGGACAUGCCAUUAUUCGCCGUCUUUCAAGUGAAAAAGAGUACACUGUUUUUGUCCCAAUCAAUUAUGGCUUCACUCUUAAGGUAUGUCAUUUAAAACGUGAAGUUUUGAGGAAACUUUUCUAGCCAUGUUUUCCGAAAGUCAACAAACCAGGAAACAACCAUGUUUCCCAAAGCUGAACAAACCAGGAAACAUUGUUUCCUAGCCAUGUUUCCCAAAGGUGGACAAACCAGGAAACAUUGUUUCCCAGCCAUGUUUCCCAAAGGUGGACAAACCAGGAAACAUUGUUUCCUAGCCAUAUUUCCCAAAGGUGGACAAACCAGGAAACAUUGUUUCCUAGCCAUAUUUCCCAAAGGUGGUCAAACCAGGAAACAUUGUUUCCCAGCCAUGUUUCCCAAAGGUGGACAAACCAGGAAACAUUGUUUCCCAACCAUGUUUCCCAAAGGUGGACAAACCAGGAAACAUUGUUUCCUAGCCAUGUUUCCCAAAGGUGGACAAACCAGGAAACAUUGUUUCCUAGCCAUGUUUCCCAAAGGUGGACAAACUAGGUGGGACCAUCAAGAAUGACGUUAUUUUUUUUUCUAGAGCAUGAAUAUAAACCAACUAAAAAACCAUAUUGUUGAAGGCAAGAUUUCGUUGAAACCUGGGACAACAAAAACCGUCAGUAGUUUGGCAAGGAACAAUAUUACUAUUGUUGUGUCAAAAAAUGUAAGUCCGCUCCAUCAGUUCAGAACUCUAUUUCCUUGGAAAUUCGGCAAGGAUCAUCCCUUACUGGACGUUAUUUAUACUGGAAAGCUCUCUCACUUCUAGGAGGUCUAGUAUUCCUUAUAGGUCUAGUCUUACUGCAGGAGGAAACCUAAACUAGACUAACCUUAGAUAGCCCUAUCAAUUCCAAACCGUUCUUCCUAGAGGUGCAGUAGGGGUAAUAUCUUAUUGAUCCAGUGUUAUACUCCAAGGGGAAACCUAAACUAAACUAAUUUUAUCUAUACUGGAUAGCUCUGUCAGUUCUAAACUGUUCUCCCUAGAGAUCCAGUAAGAAUCAUCUCUUAUUGAUCCAGUGUUACUACAGGAGGAAACGUAAACUAAACUAACUUUAUUUAUAAUGGAUAGCUCUAUCACUUCUAAAGUGUUCUCCCUAGAGGUUUAGUAAGCAUCAUCUCUUAUUCAUCCAGUGUUACUACAGGCGAAAACCUAAACUAACUUAAUUUAUCCAUCUUGUCUGUUUAGAACCAUACUAGAUUGAACAAGAUUGCCAGUGUCCUGUAUGAUUAUCCUGGUACAAAUGGAAUUGUUAUCGUCAUUGAUCACAUACUUCCGGUUGGUAUAACUUGAGUUACAUGAUGUACUUCCAUAAAGUAGUUCAUGGUCUGUAUGUCCAAAGGCAGCGUUUGGAUAAGCUUGUACAGGCGUAAAAGUCUCACCGCAAGCCGUCCACAAGUUGUAUUCGCACUGCUUGUCCCAAGUUGUCUGCAGGUUUGCAAACAAGCUGUUAACAACUUGUAACAACCUUGUUGAUAGUAUCAGACAUUUUGCAGAUUUAUAACAUUCUUCUUAUAUCAUGACUGUGCCAGACUUGUUGGAACAACCUUAUAACAAGUCUGAUAAUGCCAUCAAGCUUGUUACAAGUUGUCAACAGCUUAUAACGAGCUUGGUGAUAUUAUCAGACGUGUAGCAAGGCUGUUCCAACAAGUCCGAUACAGUCAUGAUAUAACAAUAUUGUACAAGUUGAUUAAACAGCUUGUAACCAGCUUGUUGAUAUUAUCAGACUUGUAGCAAGGUUGUUCCAACAAGUCUGAUACAGUCAUGAUAUAACAAUAUUGUACACGUUGAUUAAACAGCUUGUAACAAGCUUGUUGAUAUUAUCAGACUUGUAGCAAGGUUGUUCCAACAAGUCCGAUACAGUCAUGAUAUAACAAUAUUGUACAAGUUGAUUAAACAGCUUGUAACAAGCUUGUUGAUAUUAUCAGACUUGUAGCAAGGUUGUUCCAACAAGUCUGAUACAGUCAUGAUAUAACAAUAUUGUACAAGUUGAUUAAACAGCUUGUAUUCAAGCUUGUUGAUAUUAUCAGACUUGUAGCAAGGUUGCUCCAACAAGUCCGAUACAGUCAUGAUAUAACAAUAUUGUACAAGUUGACUAAACAGCUUGCAACAAGCUUGUUGAUAUUAUCAGACUUGUAGCAAGGUUGUUCCAACAAGUCUGAUACCGUCAUGAUAUAACAAUAUUGUACAAGUUGAUUAAACAGCUUGUAACAAGCUUGUUGAUAUUAUCAGACUUGUUGCAAGAUUGUUCCAACAAGUCCGAUACAGUCAUGAUAUAACAAUAUUGUACAAGUUGAUUAAACAGCUUGUAACAAGCUUGUUGAUAUUAUCAGACUUGUAGCAAGGUUGUUCCAACAAGUCCGAUACAGUUAUGAUAUAACAAUAUUGUCACAACUUCGUGUCGUCACCCUUGUGACAUCGUGUUCGUUCGACUCCAACGGCGACAUCAAGUAAUUUGAGCAUGCCUUCAAAGUCAUCAUUCACUCCCAUUUGAACGGAGUCUUUAUACGUGUUAUUGUUUUUAUUUUAUUUUUAGUAUAAGAAACCGCCUCCGGUGACACCUACCCCGGCGACACCUUCGUCUAAGGUAAGUUAUUUUCGAAAGUUUACUGCCCAUGCAACAAGCCCGUAGCUGGCUCUCAAUUUCUGGGGGGCACUGCAGAAAGAAUGUAACAGAGGGUUUGGAGAUGAGGGGUUGAAUUUUUUCUUCUGACAACGACCCCCACCCCCCAGCGUCGUUAACUUUUUAGGUAAAAAAAUUUUCCGGACGAGUACAUUGCAAUUGGUUUCCAGGUCCUUUAUCUCAAUUUUUCAUACCAAAUUUCGGUACUUAGCCCCAAAAAAAUAACAACAUUAACAGCUAUUAGUUCUGCAAAACGUAAUGGGGGGGGGGGGCAUAAUUUCAAUUUUAUUUCCGAGCACUGCACUAUUUCUGGGCACUGCCCCCCUCCCCCUCAGCUAUGGGCCUGUUAAAACAAGCGCCCCUUGGGGAUUUUUUGGCCAGUACAAGCAUGCAUGUGUUUGCAUGUACUUAAUUUUAUUUCUUGUGAUGGACAUUUUGUAUCCUCCUAUGUUUUAAAUGUUCGGAAUUCGUUUGUGAUUAAGUAGAGUUAUUAUAUGUUAAAUGGUUAAAACAGUAGCGAUUGAUACAACGAGUGGAAAGCGUAAUUUAGUAAUAAAAAUUAGUAUAAUUACAUAGGUGAUUAUUGAAAAUUCUCCACGCUGAUUGGUUGCCAUUGAGGUGAUUAUUACGCGAUAAUCACCUGAGCGAUUUUCAAAAUUGCGAUCAAAGCCGUUUUGUCAAUUAAAUGACGAAGAAAUGUGCAUUUUUAAUUAUUUUUUCCCAAAUAAUCACCUAUGAAAUUAUACUAAAACAAUUAUUCGCCUCAGGCUCGGUGAUUAUCGUGAAUAAAAAUUCACAAUUUAAGGAUUUUACCGGGGGAGCUUACCUCGGACACGCCUAAAAGUUCAUUGUAUUCAAUUAUGCAUGGAUAACUUGGGAGUCCAAAUACAUUUUUAAAUAAUAAACAAACCUUAUUGGAACUGACACGUGGUGAAAUCGCCUGGGUGCCACCAGUGAUUUUUUUGCCCCCCCCCCUCCCCUCCUUGGCAUUGAUUAGAAAUUCUGGCUACCUCACUGCACGCAAUCGUCGGUUAUGUAAACUUCUAAUUAAUCUGAUCUAACUAUUUCUAUUCCGGUAUAGCCUACCGCAAACUCAAGCGUCCGGGUCAGUGUCAAGCACGGAAAAGAUGUGAGUAGAUUAUUUAUGCCCUGAAAUUUAGAGUUCUUCCUGUUUCUUCGCUCGCAAUUAUAUUUUUACACCUGAUCAUAUCGAACAAAAAGUCAUUAAAUGGGCAAUCCAGCUAUAGACUAAAUUUUGAUCUAGGCAAGAAGCUUUGAUCACAGGUAGAAAGAGCAUGUUAAAAUUAGUAAGAUUGCAAAGUUUGGUUGCGAAAUGUUGUAAAAUGCGGAAAAUAUAGCCCUGCGAAAUUUGCAAAAUUUGUAUUAAUUUGUAUUACGCACGGGAAAAUGCACCACAUUUGGGCCGAAAGUGGUGCAUGUUAAUCUUGAAACGUCGCUAUUGUCACCACUGGUUAGUUUGAAACGUCACUGUUGCCAUAGCAACGGCAGUUGCGUAACUUUUGUGCAAAAAUUCCAACUCUUUAGAUGUUGUUUUAUAUAAGUAAGGUACCUUUUGUUUAUCAACAAGUAAUAAUUGUCCAAAAAUACGCUUCUAAAUCGUGGAUUUUCCAUUUUUUUAAAAACUGUAUUGAGCCACCUUAAAAACUAUAUCGAGCCACCUUAAAGCACCUUAAAGCUUUUUCAAUCUUUUUCAUUCUGACUCUAGGGAAAUACUGCUGAGAUUAUUGGUGUUGUUUUUGGUGUUGUUGUGGCUAUCAUUAUCAUUGCUGUUGUUAUUUACUUCUUCAAGAAACGACGCAAUUCUUACAAUGUCAAAUACAAUAGGGUACUGUACACUUUCUCCUUAUUCAAACGCAAAAAUCUCACAUCUUGUAACAAAUCUACCAACUAGCCGUCAACAAGUUGUGUUCGCACUGGUUGUCCCGAGUUGUCAACAUAUUUGGAACAACUUGUUAACCGUUGUGACAAGCUUGUUGGUAUUAUGAGACUUGUUGCAAGGUUGUUCCAACAAGUCCGACACAGUCAUGAUAUAACAAUAUUGUUACAACCUUGUUUCGUCAACCUUGUAACAUUCUUGUUAUAUCAUGACUGUAUAAGACUUGCUAGAACAACCUUGUAACCAGUCUGAUAAUGCCAUCAGGCUUGUUACAAGUUGUUAAUAGCUUGUUCCAAACUUGUUACAACAACUGGGAACAAGCAGUGCGAACACAACUUGUCGACAGCUUGUGAACAGAUUUGUAACAACUUGUUUGCAGACCUGUAACAACUUGUACGUGAAUUAACACGUAAAACGUAGUUCUUACAGGCAUGCAGCAAUGUGUUCGCACUGCUUGUUCCCAGCUUGUUGACAACUUUCUAGAAGGUUGUUGAACUCAACAAACUUGUUACAAGUUGUUCCAAUAACUUGUUAUCGUCCUGCAAUUCAACAAUUUGUCAACAAGUUGCGAGUGACAACCUUGUAGCAACUUGAUAAAAUAUCAACAUUGGUACAACUUGUUGACAAGCUUGCUACGUGUCUGUUGCGAACACAUCUGGUCGACAAGUUGUGAGAUUUUUGCUUGUGUAGAUAUUGGUAUCAUAAUUUUAAAAUAGUUUGGAAAAGGACAGGGAAAUAUAUAGUCAAGUUGAAGACAUAGCUCACAAGACUUGGGCAUUAAAGCAAGGUAUAGCCAUAUAAUAGAUCGUGGCUUUUCAAUCAUUUAGAAUUUCGAAAACGUCCUGCUUGAAAGCGAGGGGUAUACUGAAGAAGAUCAUGUUGAUGAUGAUGAAUAUGAACACCAAAUAUUACAGGUAAUAAACAGUCACUAUGGCCGUUAUUUGAUCCAAUGUUACUGCAGGAAAAACCUAAACUAAACUAACUUUAUUUAUAUUGGAUAGCUCUGUAUCAGUUCUAAACUGUUCUCCCAAGAGGUCCAGUAAGGAUCAUCUCUUAUUGAUCCAGUGUUACUGCAGGAAAAAUCUAAACUAAACUAACUUUAUUUAAACUGGAUAGCUCUAUCAGUUCCAAACUGGUCUUCCUAGAGGUCCAGUAAGGAUCAUCUCUUAUUGAUCCAGUGUUACUACAGGAAGAAACCUAAACUAUACUAACUUUAUUUAUACUGGAUAGCUCUAUCAGUUCUAAACUGUUCUUCUCAGGGGUUCAGUAAGGGUCAUCUCUUAUUAAUCCAGUGUUAAUACAGGAGGAAACCUAAAGUAAACUACCUGUAACUUUAAUUGUACUGGAUAGCUCUAUCAGUUCUAAACUGUUCCCCCUAGAGGUCCAGUAACGAUCAUAUAACACUAACGAUCAUAUAACACUAACGAUCAUAUACAGUAACGAUCAUAUACUCACAUGUGGCUGUCGGGAAAUCACGAUGAAAUAUGCAACUGUAUCCCGUACAGCUAUCAAACCCCGGCCACAUUCAUCUACCGACACCACGUUACUCAGUUCAAUGUAAAUCUUGUGUUUUCCAGCAUCCAUCAACGGCGAAAGGGACAACGUUACAAAAUCCCACAUAUGUUGGGAAUGACGCCGAUAUUCCGCACGAUUUAUUGGAAAUGACUGAGACAAGUAGUAGUGUCCCGUUGGUGAGUUUUGAUUUCCACUCAUGCGAUAAUUACGUACUGAACUACGUAGCUUACGUACCGGAAGUACGCCAAUACCGUCGAUUGCAACUAAGCGGAAACAUGUCAUGAGAAAACGCGAUCUAAUUGGCUGCCAAACAUGAUUUGUUUGGACUUCAAACAUCACAUCAUAUGAAACAUGCCUUAGUGAAGUUCUAACAUACUGUAAAUUUGUGAGUUUUGCGUUUAUAGUGGACAAAUUCAGUAUUGUUUGCAAUGUUUGUAAUAACUUUGUUACGUUUUCGCGGGAAAAUAAUUGUAAAACGUCAAAUGUUCCCAGCAAGAUCAUGUAAAGUUUGAAGUUCAAACAUGUUAUGUUUCAUUGUCCAAAUAGAUCACGUUUUCUCAUGACGUGUUCCGCUUAGUUGCAAUCGACGGUAUCACGAUCAGAUACUUAUUUGUCUUCAACCAAGUACCACGUAGGUACACGAUUCUUGCUACUUACAUUUUGCUGAUAUGACCAUACCCAGCUCAAGGUUUUCAAAACCGUAAUUUUAAUUGAAAGUCAAAAGGUUAAAAAAGUCUUAGUGAAAUGAAGUACUAUUUAAAACACGAGCAGGAGUUCUUUAUCAGAUAUAAAUAGACUUGCUAUGAUAAUCUUGUUCUUCUUAAGGUAUACCUCGUGUUUUAGAAACGUUUUAUUCCGUUCGUUUAAUUGUACAAGUUUUUUAUCCGCUUUGUUGCAUUCAUAAUAUUAACCAUUUACUUACCCUCUCCGCAGGCAUGUCUAGGGGGAUUAGCCUGCGAGUGGGUGAGGAUGCUACCAUUCACUUUUGUUUCGUUCUUUUUUUAUUUCAGACGGAACACGACGCCAGCGCUUUGUCAAAAGAAGAAAAAUGUAAGAGUUUUUCGUUUGUUGUUGUUGUUGUUGCUGUCGCUGUUGUCGUUGUUGUUGUUGUUGUUGUUGUUGUUGCUAUUGUUAUUGUUGUUGUUGCUAUUGUUGUUGCUGUUGUUGUCGUUGUCGUUGCUGUUGUUGCUGUUGUUGUUGUUGCUGUUGUUGUUGUUGCUGCUGUUGUUGCUGUUGCUGUUGUUGUUGCUGCUGUUGUUGCUGUUGCUGUUGUUGUUGCUGCUGUUGUUGCUGUUGCUGUUGUUGUUGCUGCUGUUGUUGCUGCUGUUGUUGUUGCUGCUGUUGUUGCUGUUGCUGUUGUUGUUGCUGCUGUUGUUGCUGCUGUUGUUGUUGCUGCUGUUGUUGCUGUUGCUGUUGUUGUUGCUGCUGUUGUUGUUGUUGUUGUUGUUGUUGUUGUUGUUGUUGCUAUUGUUAUUGUUGUUGUUGUUGAUGUUGUUGCUGUUGUUGUUGCUGCUGUUGUUGCUGCUGUUGUUGCUGUUGCUGUUGUUGUUGUUGUUGCUGUUCCAUGAUUUCUUAAGCCUUUAGGUUUCUCGCCAUAUGUAAUUCUAUUUUUAAUUUAUUUGUGUGUAUUUGUUUGUGAAAGUUAUAUUGGUAAAUUAUUAAAUUCAAUUGUCGUUGCGGUUGUUCUCGUUGUUGUUGUUGUUGCUUUUGUUUCUUUUGUUGUUGUUGUUGUUGUUGUUGUUGUUGUUGUUGUUGUUGUUGUUGUUGUUGUUGUUGUUGUUGUUGUUGUUGUUGUUGUGUUGGUGUUGUUGUUGGUGUGCAUUAUAGCAAUGUAAGGCAACAUCUUAGGGUUUAUACGGUUGAAAGGGCGGUUAAAUUAAGAGAUGAGAGAACUGUCAUGCAAAACCUGGUUUGCUGACUCUCAUCGUUUUUCAUCCUUGUUAGAUCACGACUUAAAUUCGUCUUUGCUUUUCAGGUUAAACCUGGCGUUAAUGUGAAUGUUAGAAUUUUUUUCAAGAAGAAGUAAGACGACUUUUUAUCUCAAUCUUAAUUUAAUUUAAUGUGCUGGUAAUACGUAACCUGUUGCAUGAAUAUGCUUUAAUUAUAGAAUAGAUAGUGCACGUCGUUUAGCAAAAAUUUGCCGCCCAAAUAUGCACUAAGGUCAGUAUACAUAUAGUAAGCACCAGUUGUAGUUAGUUUUUGCAUCUGUAAGAGGAGUGUUUAAUUUCUUUACCAGGGGUGUAUAUAGAUACUAUUUGCCACCCCCCCCCCCCCAAUAGUCUUAGGGACCGGUCAUUAUUUAUGGCGGGGUCUAGCACCGAAAAAAUAAAUACCCCUGGCCAAAAACUUUACAAAAGAAUAUUCAGUUGUCACACAUGUCCUUUACCACUUCUGCGACAUGAGUUUGAUAACUGCUUGUGCAAUUUUGUGCAGUGUAAAGUUUCAUGUUGUCUGCACAUGUACUUUCUUUGGAGAUACCAUUUGUCUCCUGACAAAAAUUGGAGAAUGAUCAAGAUAUUGACUCUGAUUGAUUUACAUAUUGUAUUGAUAUGCAUAUGACUGUUGAUAUUGCCUUUUACUCUUCAAUAUUUGAGUGAGUCAUGCUUUGGAAAUGACAAUAAAUUUUUAUUACCCAACCCUUGAGUUGUUUUGUUUUUCAUUUACCCAACCUUUUACUCACUCAAAAUUUUGUUUACCCAACCCUCGUCAUAAAUAAUGUUUGGUCCCAGCUAGGAUUUUAAAUUUUGGGAGUCCUCCUAAAUUUCAAGUUUGUGGAUGCUCCCAAUUACCCGGAAUAGGAAAAUGCAUGGUCAAAGUUGGAAUGGGAGAGGAAAGUGACCCUGCCAAAACUGGAGGUGGUAAAAAGCAGUGGCGUAGCCAGGUGGGGGGGGGGGUACAAUUUGCAGCAGAACUGCCCUUGUGAAAAGCUGAAAUUCGAGCAGAAAAUGGGUGGGGGGGGGGUACGAUGUGUGAAUAAUGAUACCCCUCUGUUCUGUUUACUAAUAAAAGUUGUAGUGUUCCCUAACUAGAAUUCUAAUUCCAGUAAAAAAUGCCUAUGGUUGUUGAAAGCACAUUUGAACUUGAAAUUACGUGCAUAGCAGCAGUCAUGACCAUGUGAGCUUCAUUCUUUUUAUUACAAAAACGAAGACGUCGUGCUAUUUUGCUGUUGUAUUUUCGUGUGCAUUGCAACGUU